GGGGGCGUCUUCAAUUCUCGUCUCUCUUUUUCAAAACAAGCUUGUUGCUCGUCCUAAACUUUAGCUAACAAGCAGCUAACACGCAUUUUCUGAGGUAGUUUGUGGAAAGGGGGGAACGCAAGCAGAUAAGUAAUUAAUUCAUGUUCGUGUUUAGUGAUGGAGUCUUGCGAAAAGUUGCCGACUUGUUUGAGUCGCUUUCGGUGAGUUUUCGUGCUCUACUCGAAGCUUCAAAGCAAGUUAGCUUAGCUUCAAGCCGCCCAACAACAACAACAAGCAAAAAAGUCCCUUUCAACCGCCAGAAACAUCGAGAAAUUCAUUCUGGUUUCCCUGACAGCAACGCAGCUAAAAUGUCCAUUUUAGGCUUAAAAAAGAAAACGCCGAAGACGUUCAAAGUCAAAGUUACCACCAUGGAUGCUGAGAUGGAAUUCAGUUGUGAGGUGAAGUGGAAAGGCAAAGACCUUUUUGACCUAGUGUGUCGUACGGUGGGCUUGAGGGAGACCUGGUUCUUCGGUCUUCGCUGCACCGUCAAGGGCACGUAUGCGUGGCUCAAACCUGACAAACGAGUCUUGGACCAGGAGAUUCCUAAAGACUCGCCCAUCACAUUUCACUUCCUGGCCAAAUUCUUUCCAGAGAAAGUUGAGGAAGAGCUCGUCCAAGAAAUCACACAGCACCUCUUCUUCUUACAGGUGAAAAAACAAAUCUUGGAUGAGGAGAUUUUCUGCUCUCCCGAAGCUUCUGUUCUUCUGGCCUCGUAUGCCGUCCAAGCCAAAUACGGCGACUACGACCCCAACUUCCACAAGCCGGGUUUCCUGGCGCAGGAUGAACUUCUCCCCAAAACAGUGCUAAUGCAGUACCAGAUGACAGCAGACAUGUGGGAGGAGAAGAUCACGGCCUGGUAUGCCGAGCACCGGGGCAUCGCCAGGGACGAGGCAGAGAUGGAAUACCUGAAGAUCGCUCAGGACCUCGAGAUGUACGGCGUCAGCUAUUUCGACAUCACCCAAAACAAGCGCGACACGGACCUGCUGCUGGGCGUGGACGCGCAGGGUCUUCAUAUCUACAGCCCCAACAGCAAGCUCACCCCCAACAAGUCUUUUCCAUGGAGCGGCAUUCGCAACAUCUCCUACAGCGAGAAAGAGUUCACCAUCAAGCCUCUGGACAAGAAGAAAGACGUCUUCAAGUUCUACUCGUCUCAGCUGCGAGUCAACAAGCUGAUCCUGCAGCUGUGCAUCGGCAACCACGAUCUGUUCAUGCGGAGGAGGAAGGUGGACUCCAUCGAGGUGCAGCAGAUGAAGGCGCAGGCCAAAGAGGAGAAGGCCCGCAAGAAGAUGGAGCGGCAGAUCCUGUCACGGGAGAAGCAGAUGCGGGAGGAGGCUGAGCGAGCCAAAGAGGAGAUGGAACGGAGGCUAUUCCAGCUGCAGGAUGAGGCGCGUCUGGCCAACGAGGCGCUGCUACGCUCGGAGGAGACGGCCGAUCUGCUGGCGGAGAAAGCUCAGAUCGCCGAGGAGGAAGCCAAGCUGCUGGCUCACAAGGCGGCCGAGGCCGAGCAGGAGCGCCAGAGGUUGGAGGUCAACGCCAUGAAGACCAAAGAGGAGAAGAGGCUGAUGGAGCAGAAGAUGAGGGAGGCCGAGCAGCUGGCCGUCAAGCUGAUGGAGCAGUCGGAGAGAAGACUGAAGGAAGCCGACCACCUGAAGCAGGACCUCAGCGAGGCCAGGGACGCCGAGAGGAGGGCCAAGCAGAAACUGCUGGAGAUCACCAAGACCACCUACCCGCUGAUAGCGGCCUAUUCAGCUCCUCCCUCCGCUAGCGUUCCCGCACCCGCCUCAACUCCCGCCGCCGCGCCCCCGGAAGCCGACCCGGCCUACGAAGGCACGUCGUCGCGUCUGGACUUUAAAGACUCUGACAUGAAGAGGCUCUCCAUGGAGAUCGAGCGCGAGAGGUUGGAGUACAUGGAGAAGAGCAAACAUCUUCAGGACCAACUGAAGGAACUCAAGACUGAGAUUGAGUCUCUGAAGCUGGAGGAGCAACAGCAGCAGCAUCUUCAUCAUCAUCCUCACGAGCAGGUGUACACGCUGCACGACGCCAGGGCUUACAUGCCGGAACCGCUCUACAUUCCUCACGCCAACAGAAACGCGGCCUACGCGUGUCAUAUGGCCUUCUUGGAGGAGGUUUGAGGAAGAGCAGCAAGGAGAGGGUCGGCACUGACCCGCGUGGGACACCAAAAGACUUUUUGGGAUUUUCUCCCGUCUUUGUGGACAGGUGCCUUUUUGUUGUAUUCGAUUGGCGUUUGUACAAGACAGCCGCCGCCUUUCAAGGCAACUCCUUCCAUCAUCGUUGGCCCCUCCUCCCUUUUCGCUCGUCUUCUCCACACGCGUCCUCGGGUUCACGCCCGCGAUUUUUGCCUUUGCGCUCAUCUUUGAUCGACGGGUGCCAUUUUGUCGUCGUCGGCACGACCUCACAUCGACACUCUGGACUCAGCCGCCUCGUCUUUUUUGCUACAAUUCAGUUUUGCUCCUAAAUUUUGUUUCAUUUCAACACUACGGUGACCUUUUGUUGUGUUUUUACUUGAUGACUCAGUUUUGAAUGACUGAAUUUCUUUGCAAAGCAUUUUCUACCAUACGCAUCAUUUCAAAAGAAUUUGUGACAAUGCGC
Molecule: messenger RNA, 2649 nt
Organism: Syngnathus acus (greater pipefish)
Lineage: Eukaryota; Metazoa; Chordata; Actinopteri; Syngnathiformes; Syngnathidae
Gene: nf2b
Product: neurofibromin 2b (merlin)
Exons: 17
Coding region: 141-2171 (676 amino acids)
Biological process (GO): regulation of organelle assembly; positive regulation of early endosome to late endosome transport; positive regulation of protein localization to early endosome
Cellular component (GO): filopodium; cytoskeleton; apical part of cell
Molecular function (GO): actin binding; cell adhesion molecule binding
Source: RefSeq, a predicted model, not a curated record